Molecule: messenger RNA, 1125 nt
Organism: Pedinophyceae sp. YPF-701
Lineage: Eukaryota; Viridiplantae; Chlorophyta; Pedinophyceae
Source: the annotation of a GenBank genome assembly
AUGAGCGCACGGCCGGCGAUGCUGCCCGCCGUCGCGCGGAGACCAGCGCACAGCCGUGUCUCCCGCUUGCGACGCAGCACGGCCGCGCGUGCGUCCCCGCUGAGCCAGGCCCUCGAGAAGCUCGCGGCGAGGCAUGAUCUGACCGAGGAGGAGACGAGCGCCCUGCUCCAGGGCAUCCUAGACGGCCCCGCGGACAAGUUCGACGCGCAGGCCGCGGCGCUGCUGUGCCUCCUGCGCUCCAAGGGCGAGACCGCCGCGGAGAUCGCGGGCCUCGCCAAGGCCAUGGCGUCCAAGUGCGUCCCGGUGCACGGCCCCCCGGGGGUCUUGGACAUCGUCGGGACGGGCGGGGACGGCAUCGGGAGCGUCAACAUCUCGACGGGCGCGUGCGUGAUCGCCGCCGCGGCCGGCGCGAAGGUCGCCAAGCACGGCAACCGCUCCGUGUCGUCGCUCUGCGGCAGCGCGGACGUCCUCGAGGCGCUGGGCGUGGAGAUGGACAUCGGCCCCGACGCCGUGGCGGCGUCGAUCGAGCAGGCGGGGAUCGGGUUCAUGUACGCGCCGCGGUACCACCCGGCGAUGAAGGCGGUGCGCGCGGUGCGCGGCGCGCUGGGCAUCCGCACGGCGUUCAAUAUGCUGGGGCCGAUGCUGAACCCGGCGCACGCGGAGUACGGCCUGGUGGGCGUGUGGUCGCCGAGCAUCUCGGAGCUCAUGGGCGACGCGCUGCAGCGGAUGGGAAUGAAGAAGGCGCUCGUCGUGCACUCAGCGGGGAUGGACGAGCUCACCCCGAUCUACCCGGGCGAGGUCUACGAGGUCACGCCCGAGGGCCGCAAGCGGUACGAGCUCGACCCGAAGGACCUGGGCAUCCCGCGAUGCACGAUCGAGGACCUGAAAGGCGGGGACGCGGCGUUGAACGCGAGGAUCCUCCGGGACGUGUUCGGCGGCGAGAAGGGCGCGGUCGCGGACGCGCUGAACUUGAACGCCGGCGUGGCGCUCGCGGCGGCGACGGUGGCGAAGGACGUGCCCGAGGGCGUGGCCAUGGCGCGCGAGGCGCAGGAGAGCGGGCGGGCGCUGCAGACGCUGGACAAGUGGGUCACGGUGACGAAGGAGCUCAAGGCGACGGAGGCGUAG